Messenger RNA from Paramecium sonneborni, 393 nucleotides. NCBI's taxonomy places the organism in Eukaryota, Ciliophora, Oligohymenophorea, Peniculida, Parameciidae. The record is from the annotation of a GenBank genome assembly.
GAUAUUAAUAUUAUGAAUAAAUUUUUAAUCACAUUAGCAAGAAUACCAAAAUGUUAACCAAGAUUUGGGUUUGCAGAUAUUUUGAAGGAUAAAGAUAAAGGUGACGAGAGAGUUUAUUUCACAAAAGAAGAUUGUAUACUAUAAACUUGAUUUUAAUAGAAAAAUUAAUGUAAAAGUUACUCAAGAAAAUGAAAGAAAAUAAUGAAAAGCCAAAAUCUGGUGGAAAUGAUAAAGAUGACAAGGAAGAUUUGCAAGUAUAUUUGAUAUUUAAAUAAUAUAGAAAAUAUUUUCCAGAUAUAAGAUUAAUUACACUGAUGCUUUGGUUGAAGAAGUCUUAAAUUGGAAGAGAGGAGAUUGAUAUAUAAUAAUAAUAUAUAAAAUAAAGAAGAAUCA